AUGAAGCCAUCUUUCAAUCUUCUUUUAAAACUGUUUUUAAUGCUUACUCUGUACUCACAGUUAAUCGAGUCGUUCUGUGUGUAUAAUCAGUUGACAGGAGACCGAGUCACUAUGUUGGUCACUAGUCUUUCUGCACCUGCUUCUCCUUCACGACUUUUUAAAAAAGAAGUUGUUCAAAAUGGAGUAGAAUGUUGUCCAUUUGACAAUAGAGAUUGUGUUCCUAGUCGUAGAAGAGGUGCAUCUAUAGCAUUUAUGUUAAGAUUUGCUUUCGAUCUGGUUACUAUACCGGAGACCACAAGAAACUAUAUUGCUAUUUGUGAAGCAGGAGCAGGUCUUUUUAUCACAGGAUCAAAUUUUGAUAACAUUGAAGCCGCCUGUCAUAAAAUUAAUGGUGAAAUUGCACGAACCAAGCUGGUUGAUUGGGUACCUGUAUGA
This is a messenger RNA of Mucor mucedo, 435 nucleotides long. RefSeq lists its product as uncharacterized. The record is from RefSeq and is a predicted model, not a curated record. The transcript is spliced from 3 exons. Lineage: Eukaryota; Fungi; Mucoromycota; Mucoromycetes; Mucorales; Mucoraceae. Bases 1 to 435 code for a protein of 144 amino acids.